AUGCGAUGUAACUGCGUACUAUUGCUUGCUACUGCAGCACCGAUUCAGCCCAUCGGGCUAUUCAACACCAGCAAGCAGUGGCAGCAGCAAGCAGUUUGCAGAGAUUUCAUUGCUGGGCGAGAACGCUUCGGUAUGAGCGAAUUGGAUCAGCUCAGGCAAGAAGCCGAACAGCUCAAAAGUCAAAUCAGGGAAGCCCGCAAAGCUGCCAGUGACACGACGUUGGCUUCCGUUGCUGCUAACCUAGAGCCAAUUGGCCGGAUCCAAAUGCGUACACGGCGCACUCUUAGAGGACAUCUGGCUAAAAUUUAUGCGAUGCAUUGGGCAUCUGAUUCUCGAAAUCUUGUUUCAGCCUCACAAGAUGGCAAAUUGAUAGUUUGGGAUUCAUAUACUACGAAUAAAGUAAGUCCGGAAAAAAUGGUAAUAAUUGAAUUUAGCUCAGAAAUAUUGGCUGCAAUUGUAUACCAAAAUAGCUUUGUUACUUAUUUCUCGAAGUAUACGAGAACACAGGUUCAUGCUAUUCCGUUACGAUCAUCAUGGGUAAUGACUUGUGCAUACGCACCAUCCGGUUCUUACGUAGCGUGUGGUGGUCUCGAUAAUAUUUGUAGCAUUUAUUCACUGAAAACGCGUGAAGGCAAUGUGCGUGUUUCACGUGAAUUACCGGGCCAUACGGGUUAUCUUUCAUGCUGUAGGUUCCUCGACGACAAUCAGAUAGUUACCUCUAGUGGUGAUAUGACAUGGUAAAU
This is a messenger RNA of Thelazia callipaeda (thelaziosis nematode), 743 nucleotides long. NCBI's taxonomy places the organism in Eukaryota, Metazoa, Nematoda, Chromadorea, Rhabditida, Thelaziidae. The record is from the annotation of a GenBank genome assembly.